Scomber scombrus (Atlantic mackerel) is the source of this 5617-nucleotide messenger RNA. It is a transcript of the gene zeb2b, whose product is annotated as zinc finger E-box binding homeobox 2b. NCBI's taxonomy places the organism in Eukaryota, Metazoa, Chordata, Actinopteri, Scombriformes, Scombridae. The record is from RefSeq and is a predicted model, not a curated record. Gene Ontology annotation, biological process: regulation of transcription by RNA polymerase II; anatomical structure development. The coding region runs from base 292 to 3951 and encodes 1219 amino acids. Gene Ontology annotation, molecular function: DNA-binding transcription factor activity, RNA polymerase II-specific; RNA polymerase II cis-regulatory region sequence-specific DNA binding. The transcript has 10 exons.
CCCUACCCAGGUUUGUUUCCUGGAGUGGGUGUAAGACAUCAGUUGUAAACCUGCCCUAGCAGGAAUAGCGGUCCCUCCCUCCUCCCAACUAUUUCUAAGGCUUUAUUUCUAAGGCUUUAUUAUCACCGGUGGAAAAGGAUCCGCUCACCGACGAGCUCCGGUAUCAUCCCUCCUCGCAACUCCUAUCCACAAGACACCUCUUUUCUUCCCCCUAAAAAAAAACAGAUAUCAAGCUGAAAUCAAGGAAUCGAGUCCAUGCGAGCUGCCAUCUGAUCCCACACACACUUAUCAAUGAAGCAAGAGAUCAUGGCGGAUGGCCCCAGGUGUAAGAGGCGAAAACAAGCCAACCCGAGACGGAAAAACGCUCUGAACUACGAGAAUGUGGUGGAGACAGGUUCAGAGACCGAAGAGGAAGACAAGCUGCCCGUGUCCGAGGAAGACCCCCUGAUCAACGGCACCGGCAGCCCGGCCAGCCUCACCAACCCGGAGGCCUCGCCGCGCGCCGAGAGCCACGGCCUGCUGACCAAGGAGGAAGAGGACGACGAGAUGAGGGACAGCGGCGUGGAGCAUAUCUGGCCCGACAAUGACAUGCUGAGUGCCUCUGUGGAUGGUACUGAUGAAAUAAAAGAUGAUUUUGACACCCUGGGGCCUGAUACCACUUUGCAGGCAGUUGGAAACGGUACAGUCAAGAGCGUCGAUUGCACUUCAGAGUUCGAGGACUUCUUCUCCAAGCGGAAGCUGGACGACGGUGACAGCCACGUGGUGAGCAUCGCAGAGUACCUCCAGCGGGGCGACACUGCCAUCAUCUACCCAGAAGCCCCAGAGGAGCUGUCCCGCCUGGGUACACCAGAGGCCACCGGGCCAGAGGAGAACGACCUGCCACCUGGAACGCCAGAUGCCUUCGCCCAACUGUUGACCUGCCCCUACUGCGACCGGGGCUACAAGCGUUUGACAUCGCUGAAGGAGCACAUCAAGUACCGCCAUGAGAAGAACGAGGAGAACUUCGCCUGCCCCCUGUGCAACUACACGUUUGCUUACCGCACUCAGCUCGAGCGGCAUAUGGCCACACACAAGCCUGCGAGGGAUCAGCACCAACUGCUCAACCAAGCGGCCGGCAACCGCAAGUUCAAAUGCACCGAGUGUGGCAAGGCCUUCAAAUACAAGCACCAUCUGAAGGAACACCUCCGGAUUCAUAGCGGUGAAAAACCGUAUGAGUGCCCCAACUGCAAGAAGCGUUUCUCCCACUCGGGCUCCUACAGUUCCCACAUAAGCAGCAAAAAGUGCAUUGGCCUGAUUGCCGUCAACGGCAGGAUGCGCAGCAACAUGAAGACGGGCUCGUCCCCCACCUCAGCCUCCUCCUCACCCACCAACACUGCCAUCACCCAGCUGCGCCAGAAGCUGGAGAACGGCAAGCCGCUCGGCCUCCCCGAUCACAACAACCACCUGAACAUAAAGACGGAGCCGCUCGACUUCAACGACUACAAGCUGAUGAUGGCAUCGCAUGGAUUCGGAGCUCCUGGACCGUUCAUGAAUGGAGUAGGAGGGAACAGCCCACUGGGGAUUCACCACUCAGCCCAGAGCCCCCUGCAGCACCUUGGGAUUGCCGGACUUGAGCAGCAGCUCCUGGGCUACCCGGGACCGCUGAUGAACAACCUGAGCGAGGUGCAGAAGGUCCUCCAGAUCGUGGACAACACUGUGUGCAGGCAGAAAAUGGACUGCAAGCCGGAGGAGCUCUCCAAGCUCAAGGCCUACAUGAAGGAGCUGGGGUCCCAGGUUGAAGAGCAGAAACAGGGGCUGGUAAAUGCAGGGCAUCAGAUGGGUCUUCCACUUGUCAAUCACAACGGCGCCACCAAAAGCAUCAUCGACUACACGCUAGAAAAAGUGAACGAAGCCAAAGCCUGCCUCCAGAGCUUGACGACAGACUCAAAGAGACAGAUUAGCAAUAUCAAACGAGAGAAAUCCAACCACAUGCUUGAAGGAGGUGUGGAUGAGAAGGUGCAGGAAAACAGCAUGUUUACACCUUAUGCUUGCCAAUAUUGCAAAGAAUCCUUCACCGGGCCCAUACCCUUGCAUCAGCAUGAACGCUACCUGUGUAAAAUGAACGAGGAGAUCAAAGCCGUGCUGCAGCCCAGUGAGAAUCUGAUGCCCAGCAAACCAGCGAUAUACAUGGAGAAGAACACCCACUUAACCUCCUCCAUGAUGUCUGAGAAGGGACUCACUGGGCCCAUCAACCCUUACAGGGACCACAUGUCUGUGCUGAAGGCGUAUUUCGCCAUGAACAUGGAGCCCAACUCGGAGGAGCUGCUCAAGAUCUCCACAGCAGUCGGCCUUCCUCAGGAAUUUGUCAGGGAGUGGUUCGAGCAGCGAAAGAUGUACCACUACGGCACCACCAGAACUCCGCCGCUAGAGCACAGGAACAACAUGGAUAUGGUUGUCGGAACAAAUAACCACCACACUCCACCAAAAGACUCUAUGGCAGCUAGGUCACCUGUGUCUCUUCUCAAACCUACUGACCGCAUCACGUCCCCCUCCAUAGCGGAGCUCCACAACAACGUUAACAACUGUGACAACUCAUUCAGACAUUUGAAAAACCACCAGUAUAGCGGCAACGCCAAAGCCACGGGUGAAAAGUUGGACCACUCCCGCAGCAACACCCCCUCCCCGUUAAAUCUGUCCUCCACAUCUUCCAAAAACUCUCACAGCAGCUCCUACACUCCAAACAGCUUGACUUCAGAAGACCUGCAGGCUGAGCCGCUGGACCUCUCUCUGCCGAGACUCAUGAAGGAACCCAAGCAUGCACUGACUGUCAAAAGCAGACCUAAAGUCAACAGUAUUACCAUCGACCACAACAGCGUCCCCUCUCCCCGCGAGCACUUCGAGGAGCCUUUGAACUUAGCCUAUCUCAAGAAGGAGUUCUCAGUCUCUCACAAUGGAAACCUUGAAAAAAGCACUAGCCCCAUCUUCGGCAUUAACCCGUUUGCUGCCAAACCCCUGUAUACAUCACUUCCACCUCAGAGCGCUUUCCCACCUGCCACAUUCAUGCCCCCGAUGCAGGCCAGCAUACCAGGUCUUAGGCACUACCCGGGCAUGGAUCAAAUGGGCUUCCUACCACACAUGGCCUACACUUACGCAGCAGGGGCAGCUACCUUUGCCGAGAUGCAGCAGAGGAGAAAGUACCAGCGGAAACCAGGUUUCCAGGGGGACCUGCUCGACGGUACACCAGAUUACAUGUCAGGGCUGGACGACAUGACAGACCCCGACUCCUGUCUGUCGCGGAAGAAGAUUAAGAAGACCGAAAGUGGUAUGUACGCGUGUGACUUGUGCGACAAAACAUUCCAGAAGAGCAGUUCCCUUCUAAGACACAAAUAUGAACACACAGGCAAGAGGCCGCACCAGUGCCAGAUCUGCAAGAAAGCCUUCAAACACAAACACCAUCUCAUCGAGCACUCCAGACUGCACUCGGGGGAGAAGCCUUACCAGUGCGACAAGUGCGGGAAGAGAUUCUCCCACUCGGGCUCCUACUCGCAGCACAUGAACCACCGCUACUCCUACUGCAAGCGGGAGGCCGAGGAGCGGGAGGCGGCUGAGAGGGAGGCCCGUGAGAAGGGCCACCUGGAGCCCACAGAGCUGCUGAUGAGCCGGGCAUACUUGCAGGGCAUGACUCCUCAGGGUUACCCGGAGCUGGCCGAGCGCGAGGCCAUCCUGAGGCACGACGCCGUGAACGGAGGGAUCAGAGAGGGACGGAAGGAAGUGGAAGGAACGUAUGCGAAGAUUGGACGCAGGGAGGACGAGUUCGAGGAGGAGGAGGAGGAGAGCAAGAGCAUGGACACGGACCCGGACACGUUGAGGGACGAGGAGGAGAACGGAGAGCACUCGAUGGACGAUAGCUCGCUGGACGGCAAAACGGAAACCAAAUCGGAUCACGAGGACACGAUGGAGGAUGGCAUGUAAUCGAUCGGCGACGACAUUUUCAAAAGCUUCCCAUCUUAACAACAACAACAAAAAAAAGAAAAAAGAAAAAAAAAGUUUUAAGUUUCUCUCUUUCGGUUCAGUAUUCUUACCUGCUCGGUUUAAAACACCGUGUUUUAAGCUGUACGUGCACGUGCCUGAAGCUUCCGGGAAGCUUUCUUUGACAGACUCCUCGGCGGUGGGUGAUGGGGGGGGGGGGAGCGGGGAGCAAAGAUGUCUGCCGAACAAGACAUGGACUGAAGAAUCAAUCUGGAGGAGGCGUUGAGAGAAGGGGGCAUGGGUUUGUGAAAUAAGCUGCAUUAUGCAAACCGAACAAUGAAUAAAUGAAUACAUUUCAAAAAAUGUACAGUACUAAGGCCUAAAAAUAUGUGUGGUGCUAACCUCCUCAAAUAAACCCCCUGUGUUCCAUAGUAUUUAUAGCACAACUAGUGACUUGUACAAAUUGCACUCCGCUUCUAUAAUCAUGAACAAAAAUAAUAAAAAGUAUUGCCUAUGUAUAUAUUUAUACAGUGUUGGAAAAAGAGCAGUAGUGUCUGCACUACAGUCCUUCGAUAUUACCUUUGUUAUCACCUACCUACCUACGGUGUCGUCUUUAGUUUUUUGCCAUGUUGCCCGGCCACAAACAUCUCCAGCCACACUGUUUUAGGCCUCUUGAAUCAACUUCAAAUGAAGGAAUUUAAAUAAAAAGACUGUAUGAAGGAGCUUUUUCUUUUUUUUUUUUUUUUUUUUAAGAGGAUGAAGUUUUAAAGAGACCUUCAUUUUAAGGGAAAAUACAGUUUAUGGACAGAUGGUAUUGGGGGGGGGAUAAAAAAAAAAAAAAAUGAAGGACGAAGCCUUUGUAAGGUGUUUUUGAUAAGAAAAAAAAAGCCUUAUAUGCAAACCUUUUAACCUGUGUGUUUUCUGCAAGUGCCACCCUCGUAUUGUGUAAAAGGAAGGUUACUUUUUUUCCACCAGCCUCAGUAUUAUGAAAAAUGGUUUACCGUUGUUCUUUGAAGCACCCGUGUCAGUAUUAAGACUAUAGGCAGCAGUUCCUUAGUUUACAUUAUGUUGUGCAAUGUUUUCUCAGUUUCUUUUUUUCUUUUAACUUGUCAGUAUUACACCAAACCAUUUUUGAAAACAACAAAAAUUGCAUUCAUUUUAUUUGUAGGUUGAAAAAAAAAAAAAAACAUUAUUUAUGUGGCCCAUUUUAUAUUUCCUAAUUUUAUUUAUUUCAUACUGUUGUGUACAGUACUAUAGUUCUUCAAUAUAUAGAUAUAUUUUAGUAAAAAGGAACAUGGUGUCGAUCAUAGGGGCAAAUUUUACGUAAAGAGAGCAUUUAUUGUGUUUUGAAACAUUGUGAAAUGCGAAGUUUAAUCUUAUUUUAUUUUAUUUUCCUUUUAUUUUCCAGUUAAUGGAAAAUUCCAAAUUUGGGAACUUUUAUACAAUUGUGAAAACACUGUAUUUUCGACUGAAAAAAUUCCACUUUCUUUGUUUCUUUUUUUAAGCUAAAAAAAUGAAGAGGGACUGUUAAAUACUAUGUAUGAUAUCAUGACUGAAGAAGAAUCUUUCCUGAAAUGUCUUUGUAAAAGUAUUAUUGAAUUCUUAAUUUGUAAUUUCUCUUGAAAAUGACCCUGCUCGAAUAAAAGUAGCCAAAUUACAGAGUACCAAA